This is a messenger RNA of Esox lucius (northern pike), 5447 nucleotides long. It is a transcript of the gene spef2, whose product is annotated as sperm flagellar 2. Gene Ontology annotation, cellular component: manchette; sperm midpiece. Gene Ontology annotation, molecular function: protein binding. The transcript is spliced from 38 exons. NCBI's taxonomy places the organism in Eukaryota, Metazoa, Chordata, Actinopteri, Esociformes, Esocidae. Bases 88 to 5370 code for a protein of 1760 amino acids. The record is from RefSeq and is a predicted model, not a curated record. Gene Ontology annotation, biological process: sperm axoneme assembly.
CCUUGAUGUUGAUAUCGGCCAGAACAAAUUAGAGAGGUAGCUAAUUAGGAUAUUAUUUGGUCACAAAAAACAACGAAAAACGAAGCAAUGUCGGAUAUAAUAUGCAGAUGGCUUAACGUAGAGCUCCGGCUAUCAAAGUCUGUGGCCCCUAGGUCCUUCUCUAAGGAUUUUGCAAAUGGUUAUCUUAUCGGGGAGAUCCUGCAUAAAUAUCAACUGCAGGAGGAUUUUGAUCUGUUCCUAAAGAGCAACUCCGCAAGCUCAAAGCUGAAUAACUUCACACGUGUCGAGCCCACACUGAAACUACUGGGAGUGUCCUUGAACCUGAGCAUGGCUGUGAUGCAGGAGGAGCAUGGCGCCGCCACACGCCUCCUUUAUCAGCUCUACCUGCUGUUGCAAAAGAAGAAGAUGGCAGGCCUAACUGGCACGGCUAUGGAGGCCAUGCGGCCAGCUGGCACUGCUUUCCUCCACCGCUUGGAGAAUGACAUCUACCGUAAGCACCUGAGGACAGUGGUUAAGAGAGAGGCUGAUCAGAAACUCCAAAAAAUUGCUCUGAAGUACGAACUCAAAGGCCAAGCGAUGUGUGACAAGUCAGUCAUGGCCCGAGUUGUGGAGGAGCAAAAACGGCAGAGAGUGCUGGAAGAGAUGAGACACCAGGAUGUUGAGAAGCUCCGACGGACACACAAGAAACAGCGUGAAAAGACGACUCAAAUUCAGACCGCCACCAUCCAGAUUCCCAAACCCCCUCCCAACCGAACAUCAAAGGCCCUCGAGGGACACCAGCGGGACUGGAAGAGUCGGGAGGCUGAGAAAGUUUGCUUGGAAAUCAGCCAGUUUGAGAAGAACCGGAGGAAGUUGUCUCCUGCUGAGCGCUUUGGCGCUUCCUCUUUGAGUGCCCAUCAGACGUCCUCCUUCCACACUGAGGCGUUUGGCAGUCACUCUUCACAAGCGCCCGGUGCAGAGGAGACGGCUGCGGCCAGCAGCGAGUACAUCCAGAGGAUCCGCCGGAGGUUGGAGGAGGACUCCGCAGCGCGUCAGCAGAGAGAGAAACGCAGACGCCGCUUCCUGGUGCAGCAACUGAAGGCACACGAGGCCCAAGAGGAGGCUCUUCGAGAGGAGCAGCUAGUGGAGCGCCUGACUCGUCAGUCCCAGCAGGAGAAACGUCUGGCCGUCCAGCUCAUGCAGCUCCGCCAGCAGAAGGAGGUUAUUCUGCAGAACCGCCUGCUCCGUGACAAACAGCACCAGGAGCGACGUCAACGGGAUUUUCAAGAGGCCUUGGACAGGGAGUCGGCUCUAGCACGCCAGGCCAGCUUGGAUCAUGCAGAGGAAAUUCGGAAGCAGAUGGAGCUACAUGAGGUGAUUGCGGCAGGGCGCGUCAUGGCUCGUUACCGGAAGCACUUUGACAACUGCCAAGGCAUCCUGGAGCAGAUAGUGGACCUGGUCAUGAAGGUUGGGGAAUACCGGCUCCUAACUGGAAACCUCAUCCCAAUGAAGAUGAUGCGGGAGUGGAAGGAGCUGUUUUUUCGGGGGAAGCCCCUAUAUGACAGGGGUUGUCUGGAGGAGCUACCAGCCGACCCCACCCCAGAGCAAGUAAUCGAGGCUGACAAACAGGAGAUCCUUAAUGACCAGGACUAUGGCGACUACACGAGCAUGACAGGUGAGUGGGCCUGGCCUGAGGGGGAGGGACCGAAGCCCCCGCCAUCCGUCAGUAACUUCCUGGAACAUGCGGUGCUCCGCCUGCACAUCAUGGUGAACCCCCCGAAGCCAGCCACCCCCCCGCCCGUCUUCCCUCGCUACACCCUUAAAGCCUGUGUGCUGGGGAAGCCUUUCUCCGGGAAGAGCACAUGCUUAGCCAGGAUUGCCCAAGUCCUGGGCAUCCAUGUCCUGCCAGUUGGUGAUCUGAUCCAGGAGGCUCUGGCCGCACAGGAGCUUGGAGAAUGUGAGAAGAGCCCAGAGGGCUGUGGGACAUCAAUCGCUGAUGACAUGGACCAGGAAGAGGAGGAUUCUGGGAUGGGGGAGGAGUCAUCACAGAAUUCAGGUUUACCAGUUCCGGAGCAUCUGCUGCAGGGGGCCAGGGAGACAUCCAAGCUGUCUUUGGCCCAACACGGAGCAGCAGUGGAAAAGGUUCUCAGGACAGGGAGCGCCAUCCCAGACCAGCUGCUUGUGGACAUUGUAGUUGAAGCUAUCAGGGCGGUCCCUGCCGACUCCGGAUGGAUUCUGGACGGCUUCCCGGUAACUCUGAACCAGGCCAAGCUCCUGGAGAAGGCCCUGGGAGGAUCGGACGCCGGGAAGGAGGGGGACUGGAGGGACAACAGGCGCGGUGACCUGUCAUUGGAUAGCACUGCCCCUAAAGAGACCCCCCCUCCCUGUCCUCCGGUGCUGGACCUAGCUCUGCUGCUGGAUGUGACUGACACCCAAGUUCUGUCCCGGGCUGCCAAGCAGGCCUGUGCGGAGAAGAGCUCUGGCCAGGCCAGGGUUGGGGAUGGUGAUGAGACCAGUGACCCGCCUGGACAACACGUAAGAGAGCAAAGCGACGUCACGACCAGGGACCAGAGCCUGGAGGAGAGACAGAUCCAGCACAGGAUCACAGGCUUUCAGGACACCUGGCCCAAGCUGGAGAAGUGGUUCUCUGAAAAACAAAGCAUCCUGGUCAGACUGAACGCUGAGACGUCUGAGGAUGUCCUCGUCGAAAAGGUGGAAUCCGUCCUGUACCGGGCCAUGUCGCAGGCUGAAAAGGCGGAGGAAGUGGAUUUAGACCGCAUGAAGGCACCAGCGGUCGGGCCCCCUGUCCUCCGGGUGGCGUCCCCAGCCGCGGCCUCGGCCCCGCCCCUUUCCGAGUCCGCCUCCACUCUGGCCAAUCAGGGUCUGACUCAGACUGUGAAAAACUCCCCCCAAGGUUCUUACAGCGGUAUGGGGAGGAACACACCAGGGGAGAACCAGGCCCAUGAUAAGCUGUCCAAAUCUGGAUUAGGAGGAGAUGGAAAGUUAUUCAUGAGUUCAUCGCUGGAGAAUAUUCCGGUUGGAAACACGGUCCCUACAGAGCAUUCUACUGCCACUCCAGGCUCUGCACAAUGGGUGUACAUGGACGAGCCCCUUCCCAAGGAGAUCCCAGAGGACCUGGUGCCCUACUGGGAAAGUGCGUGUCGCUCCUAUGUGACCGACGUCAAGGCUGUGAUGCAGAACCUCCGUACAGAACGCAUCUUGAUCAUUCACCAUCUGUUCGACAUCAGAGAGAAGUUCAGGCGGUACCUGCAACGGCCCGACCUGAAGCAGGAGUUUGUGUCCCAGUUUCAGCAGGACUACAACAGCAUCCUGGAGGAACUGAGGGAGGACGACGUGACCAAGGCAGAGAUGCACCAGCGUUUUGACGACCUGCGUGAGCGUCUGUGGGACAUAUGUGACAAGCGGCGUGAGGAGGCGGAGGAGGAGCGGGUGGCCGUCAUGGGUGACGGCUGGCUCGAGGACCACACCGCCCUGCUCAUCAAUCACUUUGCCACGCUGAUGCAGGCGGAAGUGGACAGGUGCCAAGACACUCUGGGCCUCCUGAGGGAUUACUACAAAGGAAUGUACCGGCAGGGGCUCCCUGAGGCAGGGUCAGAGUUCACCUGCGUACCACUGCUGGGUAUUGUGGAGCCAGAAGAGCCCGGAACCAUGACUGACAGAUCCAAGAGUUCUGAAAGAGUCAUCAAGAGUCCUACUGCAAGAGACAACGACGAGGAUGAGAAAAAGAGAACCAAAGUGGUUCCACUGAUCGCUCGGAGACCGGCCUCUGCUGAACUGGCCUCCAUGACACAGGAAGACCUUCAUGACCAUGAUGAGAAGCUACUGCAGGACAUCUACCAGGCCGCUCUGACUGCUAUCCACGACAUGGUGUCAGUGGAGGUGGGGCAGCUGGAGGCGGAGGAGAAUGAGGAGGCCCAGGGGCAGGUGGAGGUGGAGCCACUACGGAGGAUGUCCCAGACCUCCACAGCAGCCAACUCUGGCAAGAACCGGAGGAGAGCAGGUGGCAGGAAGAAAGCGCCACCUACCCCUGUUCAAGAGCCCUGCCCUCCUACACCAACAAAAGAAGACACUGAGAAGGCCUUGAAGAGGUCCAUACGGACCAGAAUCAGACAGGAGUACACUGCCGCCCUCCACCAUGAAGACUGUUCAGUGAGGAUGCGGGUGGAGCUGGUCAAGUCCUGUGCUCUGAUCAAGUUGAAGGAUCUGUGGAGGAGGGCCGAGGAGGCCUUCAGAGCCAUGGAGGCGUGGCUGGGAGCCUGCUUCAUUUCUGAAAUGAACAGCAUUGACCAGCUGGCCGAGGUGGUCCGUCACCACAUUGAGUCGGCCACCAAGCUCCAGAGCGAACUGACUCUGGUGCACACCGACUUCUUCCUGAAUGGGGACUUGAUGGUGGUGGAACGCCCCCCUCCCCCUCCCCGCAGCGCCCCCAUGGAGCCCUGGGCAUACCACACCCUCACCGUUCCGCAGCUGGAGGCCUUCUACAGGCAGCUGUGCAGGGUGGCCCCGACAGGAGUGCUGUGCAGUGCUGACUUCAGGGAGAUUCUGCAGACGCUGACCUCGCUGGACAUUGACCUCUGGAUGCCUGAGACCUGGCUGGUGGAGCUGGUGUCGAUGCUGACCCAGGACUCAGAGGUGCUGGACUGGCGUCAGUUCCUGCUAAGUGCUGCCCUCCCCUGGCCCACCCCAACGUUGGCUCAGUUGCUUCAGGUGUUAGCCCGCUUCAAGACGGCCGACACUGACGCCAGAGGCUCUUUGACAGAGGAGCAAUACCUCCAGGUUGAGUUGUGGUUCCCUAGUGAACAGACUAAGCCUCUUCCAGAGGACCUGUGUGAGCCACCUCGCUACGAUCGACUGGCUAACCUACGGAAGUUUUUCUUCCUGCUCUUCUGUGACCCUGACUCCUCACCGACCCGUGUCGACUAUGUAACCCUGCUUCUGUUCUUCGUCGCCCAUCCUGACCCUGUGCAAGGCUUUGUCCGAGCUCUCAGUGUCGUCAUGGGACAACCACUUCAACACCACUCUAGUAGUAGACUUCUCAAGUCUGUGCCUUGCAUGGAGGAUGGGGUGAAUGAACCAACUGAGCAUGAAGAGGAGGUGGUGAUGGAGACUGAGGGGGUGGCAGGGAGGGGGGAGGGCGUGUCUAUCCCUGCCCUCCUCAAGGUCAUCUCUCAUGGGGGGGCCAGGGGAGCCUGCCACCACCGCUUCGACCCCAAUGGAAGGAGCCCAGGGGAGGAUGAAGAGGAGUUUGUCAAGGUCUACAGAGAACUGGGGUACACGGCUGAGGAGACAAUCCCAUUCUCCAUCCUGUCCCAGCAUCCAGUCAUACAGGAUCUGAUUGAGGGCUCCACAAAAUACCAGCUCAUUGUUUAGACUAUAAUGGACGUGCAGAAAGCUACCAGAUGACCUCAUGGUCCGCUGGGAAGAGCUACAUAAGAGACUACAACCGA